Physella acuta is the source of this 3423-nucleotide messenger RNA. RefSeq names its product homeobox protein SIX2. Gene Ontology annotation, biological process: regulation of transcription by RNA polymerase II. The record is from RefSeq and is a predicted model, not a curated record. Gene Ontology annotation, molecular function: RNA polymerase II cis-regulatory region sequence-specific DNA binding; DNA-binding transcription factor activity, RNA polymerase II-specific. Gene Ontology annotation, cellular component: nucleus; transcription regulator complex. NCBI's taxonomy places the organism in Eukaryota, Metazoa, Mollusca, Gastropoda, Physidae.
CACCAAGUCAGGAACUUUUAUUAUUUAAAGACUUUGCCUUUUUACUCUCCUCCGUGUCGCGUCUCGAGCGAGGUCGAAAGGGAGCCGAAGUGUAUCAUGUUCGAGCGACGGUCGCCGCGAACGUCCGAGAGGAACUAGUAAAUAAUAUCCAGUGUCAUCGUGUGAAACUCAAGCCUAGCCGAUGCCACGUAUUUCAGCCUGUUGUGUUGACUGACGCAGGGAACCGCUCGCAGUGUUGUGUAAUGCCCUGCCGCGCCACCAUUUCUCUACCUGAAGCUGCAGUGAAACAGAUUUAAAAAAAAAAAAGACAAUUUUUAGAAUGCUGAUCUGAGACGCUGUCUAAAGCUGUGAUAAGAGAUUGUCUCCGAUCUAAUACUGUUUCAUUGGAGGAUAUUUUUUAUGCUUUCAGUGAAAAUUCGUGGUUGAUGGCACCUCAAGUAUGUAGAGUGAGUGACGUGUAUCUAAUUACUGUGCUGAAAACUACGGGAACUCUUGCUGUGUUCUAGAAUUCUAAUUUUAUUCUACAUUAAACGUCUCGUGUUGUGUCUCAGCAUGGGCUACUGUAUACCUAAUAUUUAGGCCUAAAUUUCCGAGUUAGUUUUUAGCUAAAACGAUAGCUAUUUUUAUGUCGUUACUAAAUUGAUACCUCACUAAGCUAUAGUUCUCAAGUUAAUAAAUUUAGUAUUUUAAAGUCUAUUUUGUAAGUAAAAAUUCUUUGAAUUUUGUACGCGCCGUUUUAAAACUGAACUGACGAUGGAUUUAAAUCAGGUAGGACUGGCCGACACGGAUGGCUUCAUCUCUAGCCCAGACUGCUUGACCUCGCAUGACCGGUCAGCCAGCGUGUCCAGCCUUACCCUGCUGUCCCCGCCCUUAACUUCGGGUAUUCCCAGCUCUAUAAACAGCGACGGCAACAGGCCGGGGCUGAGCAGCCCGGGGGAGAAGCCCAAGAGCACAAACAACAACAACAGCCCCGACCUGAAGCCCGACUCCCCCCAGAGGUCUGAGUUCCUACUCAACAAGAACCUGGCCUUCUCCCCCGAGCAGGUGGCCUGUGUCUGUGAGGCCCUGCAGCAGAAGAACGACAUUGACCGUCUGGCCAGAUUUCUCUGGUCACUGCCGCCCAACGAACUCCUGCGGGGCAGCGAGGCCGUACUCAAGGCCCGGGCCAUGGUGGCCUUCCACCGAGGGAGCUACCGGGAGCUGUACGCCAUCCUCGAGAGCCACACCUUCGACAGCUCCAACCACGCCUUCCUGCAACAGCUCUGGUACAAGUCCCACUACAUGGAGGCCCAGAAGAUCCGCGGCCGACCCCUGGGGGCGGUGGACAAGUACCGACUCAGACGGAAGUACCCCCUGCCCAAAACCAUCUGGGACGGGGAGGAGACCAUCUACUGCUUCAAGGAGAAAUCCCGGCAGGCGUUAAAGGAUUGUUACAAACAGAACCGGUACCCGACGCCGGACGAGAAACGGAACCUGGCCAAAAAAACCGGCUUGACCCUGACCCAGGUCAGCAACUGGUUUAAAAAUAGACGGCAGCGAGACAGGACCCCCCACACGGUGCCACACCUACAGGAUGCCUUCUGCCGAGACAUGAGCGAAGAGAGCAUGAAGCAAGCCAUGCAGCAGAUGUGUGGCAUGGGCGGCCCCCACCAGGGCGGCAUGAUUCACGGCCACCACAUGGACUACGGGCGCGACUUCAACAUGCAGAGCAAGAUGAUCGAGGACAUGCGCCAGAGCAUGCCCCUGGUCAAGAGCGAGGGCGCGCCCUUCUCGCCCCACUUCCUGUGCUCGCCCCAGGCCAUUGAGCGGCACCACCACCCGCACCACAACCACAACCUCCACCACCACCACCACCCCGCCGUCCCGCCCGUUUGACAGUGGGGUGGUCUCCCCGCCGAGGGAGACAGGGCAAGCGCCAGCCCACGGGCGAUCCUCUCGCCCAACUUUAUAGACCCGGGGAACAGCAGCAGCCGAGACAGCAGCCAGAGCUGCAUCGGCGGCAACAGCAACAACAACAACAACAACAGCGGAAACAACAACAACAUCAACAGCAGCGGCAGCAACGGCAUCAUUCCAGAGUUUAACGCAUGCGGCGAGAUGGGUCUUGGCAUCACCCCGGCCCUGACGUCCAUGCUGCACCACUUUCACCAGCCCCAGCCGGCUCACCUUAGUCACCAGAACGUGGGGCUCCCCCACCUGCACCAACCACACGCGCACAUGGGCCACCACCACCAGCACCAGCAGCAACAACAGCAGCCGCAGCACCACCACCAGUCCCACCUCUCCCACCUCCAACACCCGCUGACCCCCGCGCCCACGCACCUCUGGACCUGACCAAAACUUGCUAUUUAUAUCGCUACCAAAGUCACCCGUGCAAACUAUCCCGUUUCCAUGGAAACGGAGCAAAUAUUUAUAUUAGAUAGCUUCAUAGCUCUACAAGUCUGUGUUAAAUUUCCGUGUACUGUAAAUACUUCAACCAUCUAAGUCUAGCACUUGAAAUUAUUUGUGCGUGUACAUAGUCACAUCGCUGUAGUGCAGUAAGCCAUUAGUUAAGCUAUACAUUGCAUGUUCAAGUAUAAAUCACAACACUACCACCCAUGUCAAAACUGGAUGAUUCGUGUGUAUGCAUCGCGGUAAGAAAAGUGUUUUCACACUAUGAAAGGACACAGACCACAAACUCGAAGUGUCGAACAACCUUCCAGUUUCUUUGAUUGAUCACGGUGAAAGUUGAAAAAAGUCAUGAGCAUUUCAUUAAGCCAUAGGCUAGAUUUUAAGUCAUUGGCUAAUUUUUAAGCUAUCGACUAGAGUAUUAAUUAGCUAUUUGUUAAAUCGCAAGAAAAUUAUAAAGUCAUUUGCUAGCUAUUAAGCCAUUAGCUUGUGUGAAAGCUGUAAUGAGUUAACUACAAUCAUUUUCCCAAGAAUUAUUGUGAUUUUUUAAAAACACAAAAUUUUCUAGGCUAUGUAAAGUAAUCGUUACUAGAUGCAAAGAUAACCAAUAGACAAGAGUGUUAUUCCAUGUGUUGUGGGCUUCAUAUGUAGUGGUCUAACUAGUCGACCAUUGGGGACAUUUGUCGAGAUGAGAGACAUGGGAAAAUGUCUUUUUGCCAAAACUAAAUGGUCCAAGCUUUAAUAGUUCUUCCUACUGUUUGUUUACCUGGCUCUAGUUUACUUCAUCCGUCUGGGUAAUUGUUUCUAUAAUCCAAUAUCAUGUCAAUCCUGGCUUUAUGUUUUUCCUAGAUUAGCGUUCAUCUUUUGAAAAGUAAAUUGUUAAGUUAUUCGUGGCACAUUGUUUUUCAAGUUGUGUACAUUUUAAACUGUUAUGUCUUUCUUAGAUCCUCAUACAACUGGCAAGGUUUUCCUAGACUAACUUCUCUUCUUACACCUCAUUCAACGUUUUGCUACCUUUCCAUGCAACUUCACUUC